CACUGACACCCAGGGGAGCGCAUGACGCGGAGGCGUCACGCUCCCGGGUCAUGUGAGCGUCAUCUGCGGCUCCAGACAGGGCAAGGGCCGGGGAGCAGCGGGGACAUUCAGCGUCAUGUCACCGGCUGACAGCAGCACCCUGCCGGGAUGGAGGAGGGGGCCUUAAACGCAGAGGAAGCCGGGCUGUGACCGACACACCGACAGGUGAGACUGCUUUUUCUACCGUUGGGUGUCUCCAAACCUCCCGUGGGGUCGCUUGCCGAGGACUUGUGAGACCAAGAUUGUCCUGAGCCGACUCUCUGCAGCCAUGACAUCCAAGACAGCCCUGCUGAAGGUGAUCCUCCUGGGUGACGGCGGUGUCGGCAAAUCCUCCCUCAUGAACCGCUACGUCACCAACAAGUUUGACUCUCACCUAUUCCACACUAUAGGCGUGGAGUUCCUCAACAAAGAGCUGGAUGUGGACGGCCACCACGCCACUCUGCAGAUCUGGGACACGGCGGGUCAGGAGCGUUUCCGCAGCCUCCGCACGCCUUUCUACCGCGGCUCCGACUGCUGCCUGCUCACCUUCAGCGUGGACGACGGACAGAGCUUCCGAAACCUGGCCAACUGGAAGAAGGAGUUCACUUAUUACGCUGACGUAAAGGACCCUGACAACUUCCCGUUUGUGGUGCUGGGCAACAAACUGGAUGUGCCCGAGCGGCAGGUGUCUGGUGAGGAUGCGAGGAGGUGGUGCCGCGAGAACGGCGGUCACCCGUACUUUGAGACGAGUGCUAAGGAUUCUACGAACGUAGCGUCGGCCUUUGAGGAGGCGGUACGUCGCACCCUGGCGUUGGACGACAGAGCCGAUCACCUCAUUCACACCAACACAGUGGACCUGCAGAGGAAGAGUCACCCUGACCCCAGCUGCUGCUGAGCAGAGGGUGCUGAAUGUGACUCCCAGCAGGACGCCAUGUGACUCUGCACAAAGAGGAACUGGUGGUUUACUCAGUAGCUGUUGUAUUACAUACCCUCAGAUAAACCUGGGACCAGGAUCUGCCUUUUUAAGCAAAUACUGAGACUCUUUUGGAC
This is a messenger RNA of Etheostoma cragini (Arkansas darter), 1068 nucleotides long. RefSeq names its product ras-related protein Rab-9A-like. Gene Ontology annotation, cellular component: lysosome; phagocytic vesicle; late endosome. NCBI's taxonomy places the organism in Eukaryota, Metazoa, Chordata, Actinopteri, Perciformes, Percidae. Gene Ontology annotation, molecular function: GTP binding; GTPase activity. The transcript is spliced from 2 exons. Bases 308 to 913 code for a protein of 201 amino acids. The record is from RefSeq and is a predicted model, not a curated record. Gene Ontology annotation, biological process: Rab protein signal transduction; retrograde transport, endosome to Golgi.